This is a messenger RNA of Scomber japonicus (chub mackerel), 2873 nucleotides long. RefSeq names its product kinesin-like protein KIFC3. The record is from RefSeq and is a predicted model, not a curated record. The transcript has 13 exons. Bases 20 to 1627 code for a protein of 535 amino acids. Gene Ontology annotation, biological process: microtubule-based movement. NCBI's taxonomy places the organism in Eukaryota, Metazoa, Chordata, Actinopteri, Scombriformes, Scombridae. Gene Ontology annotation, molecular function: microtubule motor activity; ATP binding; microtubule binding.
CCUGGUGUACGAGGGCGAGAUGGAGCGAGCUCAGGGUCAGCUGGAGGCCGAGAUGCAGAACCUGGAGGAGGAGAAGAACCGCGUGAUCGAGGAAGCGUUCAUCAGAGCCGAGAGCGAGAUGAAAGCCGUGCACGAGAACCUGGCAGGAGUGCGUAUGAACCUGCUGAGUCUGCAGCCGGCUCUCCGAACACUGACCUGCGACUACAACUGUCUGAAGAGGCAGGUGCAGGAGUUUCCCUUCAUGCUGGAUAAAGCCAUCACCGAGGCCAAGCAGGAGAUCUGUCAGGUGAUCAGCGAGGUGAGCUCCACCAAUCAGGAGCUGCUGAGGAAAUACAAGCGAGAGAUGAACCUGAGGAAGAAAUGUCACAACGAGCUGGUCCGACUCAAAGGUAACAUCCGUGUGUUCUGCCGCGUCCGGCCGGUGAGUCAGGACGAGCAGGACGCCGCCGACGCUAAGACGAUGCUGAGCUUCGACUCGGACGACGACGCCGUCCUCUUCCUCUCCAACAAGGGGAAGGUCAUGACCUUCGAACUCGACAAGGUGUUCGCUCCCCAGGCGACGCAGGAAGAGGUGUUUCAGGAAGUCCAGUCUCUGGUCACUUCCUGUAUCGACGGCUUCAACGUCUGCAUCUUCGCGUACGGACAGACGGGUUCGGGUAAAACCUACACCAUGGAGGGCGUAGCCAACGACCCCGGCAUCAACCAGCGAGCUCUGCGCCUGCUGUUCUCCGAGGUGACGGAGAAAGCUCCAGACUGGGAUUAUAAGAUCACCGUCAGCAUGGUGGAGAUCUACAACGAGACGCUGAGGAACCUUUUGGGGGAGAACCCGACAGAUAAACUGGACAUAAAGAUGAACCCAGACGGCAGCGGGCAGCUCUACGUUCCUGGACUCACCGAGUUCACCGUGCAGAGUCCUGAAGACAUCAACCGGGUGUUUGAGUUGGGUCACAUGAACAGAGCGACCGCCUGCACCAACCUGAACGAACACAGCUCUCGGUCUCACGCUCUGCUCAUCAUCACCGUGUCAGGAUACAACACAGCUACUGGAAACUGCACACAAGGUAAGCUGAACCUGGUGGACCUGGCCGGUUCGGAGCGUAUCGGUAAAUCAGGAGCAGAAGGAAGUCGGCUCAGAGAAGCUCAGUGUAUCAACAAGUCUCUGUCAGCGCUCGGUGAUGUCAUCAACGCCCUGAGGAGCAAACACGCUCACGUCCCCUUCAGGAACUCCCGCCUCACCUACCUGCUGCAGGACUCUCUGAACGGGGACAGCAAGACCCUCAUGAUGGUCCAGGUUUCUCCGUUGCCUAGCAACAUGAGCGAGUCCGUCUGCUCGCUGAAGUUCGCCCAGCGCGUUCGCAGCGUGGAGCUGAACGCUUCCUCGUCCUCCAGGAAACACGAGAACUCGUCCACCUCGUCCUCGCCGACACACGACAGCGUCGAGCUGGACUCGCCCCCCGUCACCCCGGUGCCCCUCCCCAUCUCACGGGCCAGCAGCGCCGGCUCCACUCUGUCCUCCGCAUCCAGGACUCCCAGCAGCACCCGAAGGAGAUCCCAGUCCCAGCUGUCCACAGACAGACAGGUAGACAGAGCCAGCCCAUUGGUUGGAGACGGUGGGCAGGACGACUGAAGCUGACGGCCUGAACGACCCGGAGUCAACGCUGAUUGGACGUCCGGGUCUGAGCGCAGGGUGUCAGCCAGCACCCUGCGCCCCCCCAACACCCCCCCCCCACCUCCACCUCCACCUGCUGGGACUCCACCUGCCCCCCCCCCCCCCCCCACCCUCCCAAACUCCUGCUGGAUCUAUUAUCCUCCUCAGCCGCCUCGUAGCAAAGACUGAUGGGAACUUUACGGCCUCUGAGAGACGGACAGACGUAUUGAUUUCUGUGUCUUGUUGCCGUGGUGAUUUUACAGCCUGACAGGACUCUUAAUGACUCGGAUGAGAAACCACUUAAGAAGCCCCGCCCCCGCUCCCCCCUCCCGAGCUCCUCCCGUCUGAACUGUACUGAAACCUUCGCUAACGUCUUUCUAACCUGAAACAUCAGUAUACGCUUUAUUUUCCAAUCACAGUAUUUUUUCUUUUCUUGUUUCUUUGUAAAGUUGCACUUUAAACUUCUAGAUUAUUUUCUAACCCACAAUCUGAGAUGUGGCUGAUUAUAAUAUAUGAUGCAUAAUAUGGUUUAUAUAUUUAUGUUUGAUGCUUUAAUCUUUUUUUUUUUUUUUUUUUUUUUGUUAAAUUUUGAGUUUUAUCUUUUUUUGCUGCAGGAUUCAGACGUGAAGGAAGAGUCGACUCGUCUUCAUGAACUUUAAUCCUCCUCAUUUUCUCACGGAGGCUCUUUACGUCCUCAAAGUCCUCCUUCUCUUAUCCAAUCAGGGUACUCCACUGAUACCGAGCUGUCCAAUAAGGACCAGAGCAAUACGCGGCGAUCCUCUCCUGUGUACGUGAUUGUCUCUUUUUUUUUUUUUUUUUUCGUUCCUGUGGAUGUUUUUUGUUUUUCACGCAGAGUGGACGAAAAAAAAAAAGAGGCUCAAAUCGUAACUUUCCUCCUCAGCUGUUAAUCUUCGGUGUUCUCCUGCCAGUCCUCACUCCGUCACCUCCGUCACCUCCGUAUUAUAAUAAAUAAAUAAAUGAAGUAGGAAAACCACAGGUGACCUUUGACCUCAGACAGAGCAGACGGUCCCGUAGCUGUUGACCCGGUGCUGCUGACGUGAUGUUUCGUGGUAGUCGUAGUAACAGGAAUGAUUAGAAACACGAUGAGCUGCUGUGUGUCUGCUUGCUUUGUGUCUGUAGGGUUCUGUAGGGUUCUACGGUUCUACAGCUUGGCUUUUUUUUUGUAUUCCCUUUUUAAUAAACACUCCAAAACUAACGCACCACU